This is a messenger RNA of Hypanus sabinus (Atlantic stingray), 522 nucleotides long. Its product is annotated as histone H2AX-like. The coding region runs from base 1 to 381 and encodes 126 amino acids. Lineage: Eukaryota; Metazoa; Chordata; Chondrichthyes; Myliobatiformes; Dasyatidae. The record is from RefSeq and is a predicted model, not a curated record. The transcript has a single exon. Gene Ontology annotation, molecular function: DNA binding; structural constituent of chromatin; protein heterodimerization activity. Gene Ontology annotation, cellular component: nucleosome.
AUGAGUGGACGAGGAAAAACAGGCGGCAAAGCUCGUUCCAAGGCCAAGUCUCGCUCGUCCCGAGCUGGACUUCAGUUCCCGGUGGGCCGUGUUCACAGGCUGCUGAGAAAGGGUAACUAUGCUGAGCGGGUGGGUGCCGGCGCCCCGGUCUAUCUGGCUGCUGUGCUCGAGUAUCUGACGGCUGAAAUCCUUGAGCUGGCCGGCAACGCGGCCCGGGACAACAAAAAGACCCGCAUCAUCCCCAGGCAUCUGCAGCUGGCCGUCCGCAAUGACGAGGAGCUUAACAAGCUGCUGGGAGGGGUGACCAUCGCUCAGGGCGGGGUGCUGCCGAAUAUCCAGGCCGUAUUGUUGCCCAAGAAAACCGGUGGAACGAGCAAGUGAAGAGACAGAAUCUGACCAGUGACCCAAAGGCUCUUUUCAGAGCCACUCACAGUGUCUGUGAAAGGGCUGUUUUGCGCAUAUGCUGAGUGCCCGGGAGUUUCCCUGUCACUGCGAAAGUUUUUUGAGGAAUUUCUUUUUAAG